UUUAAUUNUUUGGGUUUUAAGCAGCCGAUUGUAACAGUAGCGAUGAAAUUUGGAGAAACGUUUACGGAGUAUCUGCAGACGAAUCAAGAGAGGUUUAUGGCGAAAUGCUGCUACGUGGAGUACAAGCGCCUCAAGAAGGUGCUGAAAAGUUGCAGGCGGUGCAGGGAUUUGAAUGCUUCCUCUGGUGCGGACGGCAAUGGCGAUCUGGAAAACGCAGUGACGCAGUACGGCUAUUUUAAUUCCUGUCCCCUGUGUGACCAGAUGUUCUUCACUGAAUUGAUGAAGGAGGCUUCUGGUGUGGUUGGUUGCUUUAGGCAAAGAGUCGGGCGACUUCUCCAAUUUCAUAUCCAUAAUGGCAUGCAAAGAUACUUCACGUAUUUGUGCCAGUGUUUUGCCAGUCCCCAGCAAGCUACAGCACAAGAGUGUCGAAUGUUAAUAGAAUAUGUUAUGAUGAAUGCUGUGGCCAUGCGAAAAAUACUUAAGAAAUACGAUAAGGUGCAUGGCUCGGCAAAUGGGAGAAAAUUCAAGUCUAAGAUGGUAGCUGAGCAUAUGGAGAUUUUACAGUCCCCAUGGCUUAUCGAGCUGGGGGCUUUCUACAUGAAUAUCAAUCAAUCAAAUGAUGGACACUCUCAAGAAAAUCGUAACCCUUUCUCUUUCCACUUAAAUUCGUCAGAUCCCAUAAUGACGUUGAUGCUUCCGGAUUCUGUAAAAUUGGAAUACAACCUGACUUGCGCUAUUUGCUUGGAGCUAGUUUUCAAUCCAUAUGCCUUGAAAUGUGGGCAUCUUUUCUGCAAAUCGUGCGUUUGCUCGGCAGCUUCUGUUAUGAUUUUCCAAGGGCUGAAAGAUGCGGAUCCAGAAUCGAGAUGUCCUGUCUGUAGGGAGGCAGGUGUAUACCGUAACGCGGUACACAUGAUGGAAUUGGAUUUGCUUAUGAAGAAAGAUUGCAAGGAAUACUGGAAGGAGAGAAUGGUGGCCGAACGUGCUGAGAUGGUGAAGCAAUCGAAAAUCUAUUGGGACCUCCAAACUAAAUACAUGAUCGGUUACUGAUUUUGUAAGCUCUCGAAUGUUUCAAAAUCUGAUUUCCUGCUAGCGGCCAAUAACGCUUCAGACUAUCUCGAAAGGAAAUAUUUAAGAUGGUUAUAGUGAACUUGCCAAAGUCGCUUUGGUUCUUUGUUCUGUUCUGUUUGAUGGAUGGUCAUGAGAAAGACAAGUCCAAAGUCAUUUUGCAGAAGAGGGCUAGUUUUUAGUUCUUUUUGUAUUGGAAUUUUUUUUAGUAUUCUUUGUUCUUUAGUAAUUUGCUGAUUUUGUCCUUGUAAUUUUUUGGUGGUGAAACUAGAAAUUUGUGAGGGUGAUUGAAUUUGAAGGCCAUUGUUUAUUUAGAAUUUGGAGCUUUUGCAAUAUGUCAGUAUUUUUUGGUA
Messenger RNA from Striga asiatica, 1418 nucleotides. The record is from the annotation of a GenBank genome assembly. Lineage: Eukaryota; Viridiplantae; Streptophyta; Magnoliopsida; Lamiales; Orobanchaceae.